UGAUUUAUUAAUCAUUUUCUUUAUUCAUUCUUUUGCUUCUGGUGGGCUCCCUUUUAUCAUUUGUUGUCUCACUUGUCUGAAAUUUUAUUUUAUUUCAUUUAUCAGUCUGUGAAUAAUUUCUAAAUAGUGUAAAUGGCAACUACCAAGACACCUUCAUUCACAGGUUCACCGCAUACAGACCAAGCACUUGCAGGAUUUGGUGCUGGCAUGGUGUCAACAGCCAUACUUCAUCCCCUGGAUCUUAUCAAGAUUCGCUUUCAAGUCAAUCGAUACUCUAAUCAGAGAAUGCUCGGAGGAACAGUUAAGGCAUUCAGGGAGAUAUUAGUAGAAGAGGGCUUCUGGCGUGGCCUUUACCGUGGAAUCACACCCAACAUGGCUGGAUCAACUUUGAGUUGGGGAAUGUAUUUUGGUUGGUACAGUCUGAUCAAAAAAUACAUGAAAAAGGAUAGUCAAGGCAAACUAUCACCUGUUCAACACUUGACAGCUUCUGCUGAAGCAGGUGCACUUACGGCUCUAAUGGCCAAUCCACUUUGGGUUGUCAAGACACGCAUGUGCACUACCACACGACAUAUGCCAGACGCCUAUAAAGGAUUAUUUGACGGCCUCAGGAGGCUGUAUACAGAGGAAGGCAUUCGGGGACUCUAUCGUGGUAUGAUACCUGCUCUCUUCGGCGUUUCCCACGGUGCAAUUCAAUUUAUGGUCUAUGAGGAAAUGAAAAAGAGAAGAAACGAGUUGAGACAGCAAAUGGGUGUUAUUGCGUCGGACGAAUUGAACGCAAAACUAAGUCAAACAGAGUAUUUGGUGAUGGCAGCCACAUCCAAGACGAUUGCAGCCGUAGUAACCUAUCCUUACCAAGUAUUAAAGAGUCGACUUCAGGAUCAGGCAACAAAAGAUACAUAUAAAGGAGUGAUCGACUGCGCAAAAAAAGUGGUCCAAGCAGAAGGAUUUCUUGGCUUUUAUAAGGGUUUAGCACCCAGUGUCAUUCGUGUCUUACCAGGCACCUGCAUCACAUUUUUAGUCUAUGAAAACUUGACACAGUGGUUUAAGAAU
Rhizopus microsporus ATCC 52813 is the source of this 1050-nucleotide messenger RNA. RefSeq names its product solute carrier family 25 protein. Lineage: Eukaryota; Fungi; Mucoromycota; Mucoromycetes; Mucorales; Rhizopodaceae. The annotation marks the transcript as partial. Gene Ontology annotation, molecular function: FAD transmembrane transporter activity; folic acid transmembrane transporter activity. The record is from RefSeq and is a predicted model, not a curated record. Gene Ontology annotation, cellular component: mitochondrion. Gene Ontology annotation, biological process: nucleotide transport; folate import into mitochondrion. The transcript is spliced from 5 exons.